AUGCCGAUCAACCGCACUCCGCCGCCCUCGUCGCCCGUGCCUAUGAGCUCCGAUGAUGCAGCGCAGACGCGCGCGAUUGACGCGAUAGAACGGACGAAGAUACAUCACUGUGAAUCUGCGCCUGAUAUUCCAUCACUUACGCUAAAUGUUACCGAGCGUAAAAAAAGGAAACAUGACGGAGUGAAUCCUAAUAUCAUGUCAUAUAUGAGUGAAAUGUUUUCAGCUCAUACGAAUGAACAAGCGAAGCUUUUUAAAGACUUACAAACUAUAGUUUCUAGUAUAAAAGAACAGAAUGAUGAAUUAAAAAAAAGCGUUGAUACAAUGUCAAGCAAAUAUGAUGAGUUUCUGUCACGGAUAUCCGUUCUCGAGGCGGAGAAAAAGCAGGAUAGAUAUAUUAUACAACAACUACAAGAAAAAAUCGAAAAUAUGGAACGAAAGUCUAGAUUUUCAGGAAUAGAAAUAAGAAACAUUCCUAAAAACAAUGAAGAGACAAAAGAAAAUCUAUGUAGUACAGUAAAAAAAUUAGGGGAGUGUUUAAAAGUAAAUCUGCGGGAUUCGGAUAUAAAAGACGUGUAUAGAAUUAACUCUAAGACAGGGACUAGGCCGGUAAUAGUGGAAUUUAAUUCAGUUAUCAUUAAGGAAAAGAUGUUAAAUGAAGUUAAAAGAUUUAAUAAAACAAAACCAAAAAGUGAGAAAUUAAAUACCUCGCAUCUAAAUUACUCACAAAAAAAUAUACCUAUAUACGUCACGGAGACACUAACACAAAACACUCAGAAACUUUUCUAUCAGGCUAGACUUUUCCAAAAAAGUCAUAACUAUUUAUUCUGCUGGACAUCUAGAGGCAUUGUAUAUUUACGCAAAAAUGAAAGUUCGUCUCAAAUUAGAAUAAAUAACGAAAAGGAUUUAGAAAAUCUUCGGAAGACCGAA
Molecule: messenger RNA, 927 nt
Organism: Brenthis ino (lesser marbled fritillary)
Lineage: Eukaryota; Metazoa; Arthropoda; Insecta; Lepidoptera; Nymphalidae
Source: the annotation of a GenBank genome assembly